Molecule: messenger RNA, 6508 nt
Organism: Rhagoletis zephyria (snowberry fruit fly)
Lineage: Eukaryota; Metazoa; Arthropoda; Insecta; Diptera; Tephritidae
Gene: Vrp1
Product: Verprolin 1
Biological process (GO): actin filament polymerization
Cellular component (GO): actin filament
Molecular function (GO): actin binding
Source: RefSeq, a predicted model, not a curated record
CUCCCGCAGCGUCGUCGGAACACUGCGCUUUGCUGCCUUGCCCGCAUGCCUUGCUUUUGCUUAUUACACUAGCUUAGCUACCUUGCUAGCGUACUCGGCUUGUUAGCUUCUUCGUCAUCGCGCGCUGACGCUGACACUGCUGGCGAUGGUGAUGGCUUUGAUGUAGUCUUCCAGUGCGCUAAUCGCAGCAAAGCAGUCGGCCGGCGAGUGUUGUGUGCCGUUCCGUUUUUCGAAACUAUUUUGUUUCCAUUUGCGCGUUGAACGCGAGCGGUGAUGUGUGAAUACGCGUGCGUGCAUUGCGUGUGGUGCGUUUAAAAGUUUUUAUUUGCUAAUGCUAAAGCAGAGUGUAGCAAAUAAUUUAAUAAAAAAAAACUGAUAUAAAUGUUGGCCGCGAUUUUUUCGGGGCAGCGUGCCAAACAAGUAAAAAUUUAAUUUUUUAUUGGAAAUAAAAAUAAAGACUGUGCCUUAAAAAUACCAGCGUUUGGCUGCUGCUGAUCUUCACUUUGCGUGUGGUGCCAUGAAAUAAUUUCCACAAAAGAAAUGUAAAGUAAUAGCUCGACGCGUCUUUUCGCACUUUUUUAUUGGAAAAAAGUUUCUGAAGAAAUAUUCGCCAAGAGCUGCUGACUCACCUGUGAUUAUACGCGAGAUUUGUACCUACGGCGUCUUUGUUUAUAGGUGUCUCGCGUGUAUGUAAACAAAAUCUUGGCUGGAAUUUAAACUUAACAGCUGCAGAAAUCUCUGUACUUUGCGUGCUAGUUCAAAGAAAUCGAAUAAAAAAAAACAAGAUCUGCACAAUUAGUCAUUGUUAUUUAGACCGAAGCAAAAUACAUAUAAAUAAAAGUGCAACUGUCAACAAGCGUCCAAUAGAAAGAUGGCUAUUCCACCACCGCACGGCCCACCGCCUCCACCAGGUCCACCACCGCCUCCGGCAAUGGGAGGCCUGAAGUUAGGUGGUGCCGGUGGUGGAGAUGUGCGUUCAGCGCUCCUACAGUCCAUACAAAAGGGCACUAAACUGAAAAAGACUACAACGGUUGAUAAAAGCGGACCAGCCCUAGCAGGAAAGAUUUGCGAUUCAACGUCAUCCGCAACGAGUUCACCGAAACGAAUACACAACAAUAACAACAACAUCAGCAAUAGCAAUAACAACAAUGUGGGCAAUGGCGCACCAAAACUGGGUGGCCUAUUCGAAGGGCUGACCUCAAUGCCCAAACUGAAGCCAGUCAAUGGCAGUAGUCGUGCACAAGCACCAGCAGUCCCAACGGCGUCCAAUGACUUGUCGGCAGCGAAUAGACGCAACGACACAUCACCACCUGCGAAUGCAAGCACCGCCGGUGGCGGCAGCAGCAGUAAUGGUCCAUUAGAUUUCAAUGCCGAAUUAACUAAGCAUUUAACACUGAAGCGACAGAAGCAGCAGCAGCAACAACAACCGCCGAUCAAUGCAACCGAGGCGAAUUUACGCACAAAUCGUGGACCACCGCCGCAGCCACCAUCGACGCCACCGAAAAAUCUUUCAACGAGCGCCUCCGAUUCGGUGUUGGAGAAAACGCGAAAUGCCAGCGCGUCGUCUGGGGGCAUACGCGCCAGCCCGUUGGCGUCGAAUCACAACAAUAGCAAAGCAUCAUCACCUACGCUUUCGGAGAGUAGCAAUGGCAGCGGCAGCCACAAUAAAAUCGCUGUCACAAGUAACAGCAGCAGCCAAAGUAUCAAAAGUAAAGCGGCAAGCUUGAAUUUAUCGUUAGGAAAAACAAAUUCAAAUUUUGUAAAUAAUAAAAGUAGCCUGUUUAAUACAAACUCUUCUUCUACAACAACAACAACAUCAACUAUAACAACUACGCAAUCAACAACCUCUUAUAAUUCUAUCAACAACAACAACACAACAACGACUCCAAAAAACAAUUCAAACUAUAAAAGCAGCCUGAACAGCACACUGUCCAAGACACAAUUCCAACAGCAGCAACAACAAAAAUCGCCCGCACCUAUCCGUGGCAGCAUCCUUCCGAACAAAUCCUCUUUAUUUGGCGCGAAUGGAGUUAGUAGUGGAGGUGCGGGCGGUACGACGGCAGCGUCGUUGGGUAGCACCAAUUCGCUUGCCACUCCCAUCCCGUCAUCAUCGUCACCGGCUAAUAAAUCGCCGACGCCAAGCGUGAAACCGGUGCCGAAUCAUGGCAAACCGAAUUUCGCGCCAAAGCCACCAGGAUUGCAGCAAUUGGCGUUGGCGAGCAGUCAACGGCCGACAGUGUCGCGCCAUCACAGCAUGAAGUCACCAAGAUCACCACCAAUUACAGCGCCAGGUGCGCCUGUUUUUCCCACUCAACAACACUUUGGCACAAUGCGCGCCCCACUCGCUCAGCUGUACCAGUCACAAGAAGCGAUUAAUAGCAGCGGUAUGCGAAUGGCACCAAAUCCACCAAUUGGUCGUCCUACAGUGGCACCACCCAAACCGCCAUCAGUGAAACCACCGCCACCACCAACACCAGCGCGCAGCGUCUCUAAUACUAAUCUAAAUAGUAUGGUGGGACAAAAUGUAGCUACUUCAGCUGCUGCUGGCAGCUCGUCAACUCCUUAUAGCGCUGUGAACACAACACUUAUCUCUUCCGUAACCAGCAAUUACUCAUCUCCAACCACCACGCAGCCACCUUCCAAUUCGUCUUCCUCCAGUAGUGUGUCAGCGUUGCGUGAUCAAUUCCGUAGCGCUACAAAUGCGACACCACCACCGCCACCGCCACCCUCAGCCGCCACGGCCCAUGCGAAGUCAACUGCGAUUGUUAGUGGCGCGCAACCAGGUGUUGGUCAAAGCAGUCCGGGCAGCCCUGCCGCCAGCAGGCAGUCAUUGAAUCGCGAUAAGUCGAUAAAACCGAUCAUAUUGAAUGGUGGAAUAUUGAAUGCGCCACCACUGCCACCGCAUCGGACUUGUCCAGCACCACCACCACCGCAACGACAAACAAGUAAUCAGACUGGCAAUAGUGCGCCUCCAGUGCCGCCACAACGACACUCCUCUAUACGCGCCAACACACCUGUAACACCGCCAACGGCAAGCAACAAUAACAUGCCCAUGUUCGGCAACAAUGCAGGCAAUUUGGCGCACGCUAAUUCAGUCAGCCGUUUGGUUACCGAUUUGGAAUCGAGAUUUGGCAAACGCUUUCAUAAUGUUACCGAAUUCCCGAAACCGCCACCAUUCCUAAAUAUCCCAAAAGUGUAUUCGAGCCGAGCGGCCAAAGCGAAUGCGCCACUUCCAGGCAAUAAUAACAACAACAAUAACAACAAUGUUGAUGGCCAAACCAAUAACACCGCAGUACCGCCACCAGUAGCAUCAUCAGUGCCAACAACAACAACACCAGCAGAUACAGCAGCACCUUCAACCCGCAAGCCGAUACAACCCAUCUUUCCGCUGGGUGUAAAAAAGCAUCGAGCACCUGCCCCACCGCCACAAGCUGGCGUAGCGGCAGCAACGGUAUCUGUGAUAAGACAAUCGAGUUUCCUGUAUGGCAGCGCAGGUGUAGGCGGCGCGUCCACUCAACAACAACAACAGGCACAACAAUGGUAAAAUAAGGAAAGCUAUAUCACCUACAAGCGCGAAACAGAAUGAGGGAUGAUAUGUAGUUAAUUUAAGAAUGUUUUUUGGCAAAUGGUUAAAAAUAGAGCGGCAAAAGAAUUUAAUCAAUAUUUAAUACAAUACUUUAUACGUGCGUAUAUAUCUAUUUAUGUACAUACAUACAUAUAUUUAGAUGUAUGUAUGUAUGUAAAAUUAUGUUUGUAAAUCUCUUUAAACUUUUACUCAAUUCAACAAGUUCAAAGGUUCUAGAGUGUGUAAAUAUAUUAAGGUAGGGCUGUAACGUACAUACAUGCGUACAUACAUAUGUAUGUAUGUAUGUAUACACCCCGUGUCAUAAUUAUAAGAGCACCACAUAUUGGCAAGUUUAAACCAUUUCUUUUAUUUAAUUUUGGUUAUUUUAUUUACAAAAAUAUAGUUUAUUCCUUAACAAAUAUCGCAUAAAUUCAAGUUUUAAUCUUUGCGCAACAUUAAAAAAAAUUAGCCAACCAUCGUAAAAAUAUCGAGCCGUUUAAUUCGGCUCCUUACAUUUCUUUUGUUUUUCAGUGUUUACUUUAUUUUUACAAAAUUCUAAGAAGUAGCUGGGUCGGUUAUUUUGAAAGUGGCAUAAUUAUUUUUUAUUCCAUAAGAAAAUCAGGUUUUCAAAAAAAAAUAUCUAAACUCAGCGAUAUUUUGUAGCCACUUGAAACUUCAUGCCACUAAUGAACUCUCAAAAGGUAUACCUAAAGUUUUUCUAAAAAUUCUGAAUGAUAAGCUUGAAACGUUGGCGAAAAUUUGUUGAAUUUUUGUGCAAAGUUUUAAAUGCGCAUUUAUAUGCAUUUUAUUGUGUAAUGAUUUAGUUAAUGUGGUCAAAACUAUUCAAACUAAGGCGUUUCUAUUAUUUCUGUCACCAGUGUACAUACGUUCGACGAUUUUUUAAUGUAGAAGAAAAUGAGCAACAUAGCAAAAAAAUGUUCCAACUUGUCAACAUGUGGAGCGCUUAUAAUUACGACACGGGGUGUAUACCCGCGCAUAUGUAUCUACAUAUUUCUGUACAUAAAUUUUUCUAGGGCACGUUAUACAUGACAGUUAAAGUCGUAUAUCGAGUUAGUAAAGGGUUAAAGAAAGAGUAGUCUUUCCCAAAGACUAAAAAAGAGGUUUUUCUAAUAAAUCGAGAGCUACACUAAAUUUAGCUACUCCCAAUUAAAAUAACAAAAAUAACUAAAAACAAAAACUCCAUCAAAAUCCAAAGCAAAGACUCUAUUUUACACAUAAUGCCUUCAUAUUUGUAUUGAAAAAAAUAUAUAAAUCAAUUAAAUAAACUACUUAGAAAAUGUUUACUAAAUUAAAAUUGGUAACCCCAUCUGUUAACACAUAAAAUUAGAAAAUUAACAUUUCAAAUCGAAGUUAACCACAUCUGUACAUAAAUUUUUGUAAAAUGUUGGUGUUCAACUGUUUUUUUUUAACUCUCCUUAGCAUUAUCUAAAACUACGAAUAUCUGUCAUAAUAGAAAUAUAUUUAAAAAAAAAAGUAUUUAAAUAGGAAUUUACUUAGAGCAUUAUUUGUUUGUUUAGCGAAGUUUGAAAAAAGUAUGAAAGUAUACAUAUUAGGGUGGGUCAAUUUUUUAUACUAUGCGGGAAUGGCAUAGAAGUAUUCUACGUGGAAUUCUAAGCAAAUUUUCCGAAGAAUCCUUGGGCCUAAAAUUUCAAGGAAAAGUAGGGUAUACAUAAGUGGUUUUUCUUUUAAAACGUAUGAAAAUGUGAAAAUUUUUUACUUUUUUUCCUCUGGCUAAUGUUUUAAAAUGGAUUUCUAAAACAAAAAAACUUUUAAAGCAUGUUUAAAAAUAAAAUUAAAAACUUAUUUAUGACACUACAGUAAAUUAAACGCUACGAAGGAACAAAAAUCUAUUUUCGCAAUUUGGCAUGCUUGAAAUUGAUUUUAGAUCAAUGGUUUCUGCGGCAAAUUUGCUUAGAAAUUCACCUAGAACACUUAUAUGCCACACGCGUAUAGUCAAAAAUAUCUCAAAUUGAUCCGCCCUAAUAUAUAUGUAUGUAUAAGAUAAUUGCAUUAGCAUUUAAACAACGUAGUAAAUAUUGGGAAAACAAAUUACGAAAGCACAUAGCUGAACUUAACGGUAUUUUUGAAUAUAGACUGCAAGGGACUUGUUACCCAAAUGUUAAAAAUAACAAAACAUUAAUAGUUACAUACGAAUACUUAAAGAAAAUAAAUAAAACAAAAACAUACGUAAAUCCACGAAAUUAAAGAAAUGCAUACAUAUAAUAUUCAAAAUGUUAUUAAAGACAUUCGACUGUUCCAUUACACAAAACAAAAAAAAAAAACAAAUAUAACUAACUGAGGGCAUUCACAGCGAGCGCGUUAGCGAAAUUUGAGCGCUCACAUACUUUUAGUGCAAUGAAAAAAAAACAGCAUAAAAAUUGAAAUAUUUAGUUGAAACCAAAAAAUUGGUUUUUUAUCCUGUUUUUUUAUAGGUAUAUUUUUUAUUAAUCUUUACUUUUAAUAUUCAGCUAGCUGCUGUGUAUGCCCUUAUCCAUAAAGAUCUAGAUACAUACAUGUUAAACUCUUCGGAAAUAAAUCACAUAGUGCAUUCUUUUCAUAAUCAGGAUUUUAAUUUAAUUUUCUUGAACUAACAGGGCAAUUCUGGCUAAGAUAUUUGAAGGUCUCUUGUAAGACGAUUUAAGGACAGUAGGCAAGAUAGUUUGAAAUAUUCUCUUUAUUCUGGCACAAAAGUCUUCCAAAAAAAGCUCCCUUGCCAACUUUCAUGGUGAAAAGCUCUUUUUUACAGAAAGCAAUUUCAUAUUUUGCUCGCGCUCCUCCAACUUCCGGAAUGGCCGAGUGAAAAAUGCAUUGGCGUGCCAUUCGAGAGCUCCGAGGUCGAGUCCCCGGGCAGAUGAAUUUUUUUCUGUUUCAAUUAAAUUUUAUUUCUUUUUUUAAAUUUAAUCUUCUUUUAAUUAAAAUAUA